This is a messenger RNA of Condylura cristata (star-nosed mole), 778 nucleotides long. It is a transcript of the gene ECRG4, whose product is annotated as chromosome unknown open reading frame, human C2orf40. NCBI's taxonomy places the organism in Eukaryota, Metazoa, Chordata, Mammalia, Eulipotyphla, Talpidae. The transcript has 4 exons. Gene Ontology annotation, biological process: G1 to G0 transition; regulation of cell population proliferation; central nervous system development. The record is from RefSeq and is a predicted model, not a curated record. The coding region runs from base 48 to 491 and encodes 147 amino acids.
CAGCUCAGCUCUAGCCUAGCGCUUCUCUGCCUGCCCACGGUGCAGCAAUGCCUGCCUCCUCCGCGCGGCCCGCCGUCCUGGCCCUGGGCGUGCUGACGCUGCUUUUGCUGCUGUGCAUGGGCCCAGAUGGCAUAAGUGGAAAUAAACUCAGACUGAUGCUUCAAAAACGGGAAGCACCUGCUCCGACUAAAAUGGCAAAAGUGGCUGUUGAUGAGAACAAAGCCAAAGAAUUCUUAAGCGGCCUGAAGCGGCAGAAGCGGCAGCUGUGGGACCGGAGCCGGCCAGAGGUGCAGCAGUGGUACCAGCAGUUCCUGUACAUGGGCUUCGACGAGGCGAAAUUUGAAGAUGACGUCAACUACUGGCUAAACAGAGGUCGGAAUGGACAUGACUACUACGAUUACUACCAGCGUCACUAUGAUGAAGAGGCCGUCGGUCCCCGGAGCCCGCACAGCUUCAGGCAUGGAGCCAGCGUCAACUACGACGACUACUAACCACAGCAUGACAGCGUGGCUCCGGGACCCCGCAGUGAUCCUCCUCAAAUGUCACGCGCUCUUCAAUUCCUGUCAUGCUUUGUCUCAGCUGAUCUUUUCUACCCACUUCCUGUGACCAGGAGAAAAGCAGCAAAACAAAUAUAAAUGCCUUUGAUAUUUCAUGCCAAGUCCCUAACAACACAUAUUUCAGCUAAAAAUAGCAAUAAAGCAUUUUGUUAAAAAGAAGUCUCGGAAUUUAUUUGGAUGAAAAUAAAGUUGAUGAGUUUUCAUCCCCUGAAAGUUUUUGA